Messenger RNA from Planococcus citri (citrus mealybug), 3750 nucleotides. RefSeq lists its product as uncharacterized. The transcript has 4 exons. NCBI's taxonomy places the organism in Eukaryota, Metazoa, Arthropoda, Insecta, Hemiptera, Pseudococcidae. The record is from RefSeq and is a predicted model, not a curated record. The coding region runs from base 227 to 3100 and encodes 957 amino acids.
UCUUUUAGCGUGGUAAAAGCCUUUGCAACGUAUUUCGAGGAAAAUUCUGCGUUAUACUCGUAUCACUUACUCGUUGUAGUGAUUGAACAUAUUAUAAUAUUUUAUUAUUUUCAAGUCGACAUUGCAUAAUAUUCGAAAAAUAACUUUUACAUGGCUGAAGUAUUCGGGAAAUAGUAUCAGAUGAGUGUCUUUUAAGUGGCUGAUAUUCCAUUGGAACAUUUAGUAGAUGAUGGAAUCUCAAUUCACGUUGGUGUUCAUCGUUAGUUUUCUGUCACUGGUGCACGGGUACACGCCGACAUUUCGCAAUGAAGCAACCCACCCUCUUAAAGCACCGACCGAAAGUACGCUGCAAAUGAACGAGGAAUCAUCCGGCCGCACCAAUAGCAACAUUCAAAAACACGACACGUAUUUCUCCGGCGGUAAACAUUUCGAAUACAUGCUGCUAAAUGGUUCAAAUGUAUUGUUAACCUCGUUACAAAACGACAGCCCGUACGAUAAUCCAGCAGAACAGGUGGUUUCGCCAAAACCUGAACUGUUUACCAGACCAGACUUCACGAAAAAUAACUCCUUGGUAGAAAAUGUGUCGAGAAAUAAAACUUAUUUAGUGACGAAACCAUUAAACGCGAGCAGCUCUUGGAAUAAGACUACCCCAGUUCGAAAUAACUUCACCGCAAUAACGAAAUUAAAGAGUAACCACAACUCGACGUGGUUUUCAGUCAACACCAUGCCAGAACAAAGUGUCACCAAGUUUUCAGUUAGGAGACCGGAUUUUCGUAAAUUUGAAAAACCCAAUAUUAGUUCUCCAACUAGACUGUAUUCGAGAUCCGAAAACAAAUCCAACGAGAAUUUCGCCUCUUUUACAUCGCCCAUUGUGGCGAAACCAGUAGUCAGCAUUUACAGCGACGGAAGUAUACCGGAAACGGAGGAAAAGCCGGCUCAAAAACAAUCCUACGAUUACGACGAUUCGUUUACAAAGCUUUUAAUUUCAAAUGGUAUUCUAAAGCCGGAUAAUAAAGAAGGUUGGAGAAGCGUCGCAGAUUCCAGUUCAUCUUCAGUUCCACCAUCCACCGAAAAAAUGUACUCCAAGGCGCCGCCGAAGAAGUUCAACGCUAGUGGUGUCACAAACACGCCGAAUGACACAUUCUCGUCAACUUACACGCAUAUUUUAAAAGAUCGUAUCACAUCUGUAGACCCUGGAACUGUGAUGAGUUCGCAGAACGUCACCAAAGCUCCAGAAAGUAUAUGGAACAGUAACAAUGUAACUCACUUACCCAUCGCAAGCCAUGAUCAGGAUCAGGAACAAUCGACUAAAGACGUAGCUGCCGUUGAUUCUAUGCCAGCUGGUAUUCCAAAUCUGCAAGAGCUUUCCACCAAAUCGAGCGCCGGAAUAACAUCGAAUUCUGUUGGAGAUCUGAAUGUGGACGAAUCGCCUCGCGAAGCAUCUGCCGAAUCCAACACUCUAUCCAUUAUCACUAACAAACCGCGCACCAAUGUUGAAAAACAAAACAAAAUCCAAGAAACUUACCAACCAUUGAAGAAGUACACUUUACCGAUAGUGAAAAAGAACUUUUUCCCCGACACGAUGAUAUUCAAUGAUUUGGUACAAAAUGAAAAUUCUGCAAAGCCUUUCAACGCAAAGAACUUGACUCGAGAUCAACCGGUAAAGAUAUCAGUGAAAUCGUAUUCCAAUAAAGUUGAAGAUUUGUCAAAUGAAAGUUACCCUCCUAUGACAAAAUUUUAUCAAAUUCCUAGCUCAAAAGUGAUCGAUGAUAAAAAUAGAAUGGCAGAUUCCAAAAACAAAACAGCAAAAGAAUUCCAAAAUUUGGUGGAAAAAUCUCUUCAACAACUAUUUUUACCGGUAGCGAAAUUUUUCAGUAAUUACAAAGAGAAUUUACCCGGUAAUACGCAUCUCGAUGAUAAAGUUAAAAAUUUUAAAAUAAAUAUCGAAGAUUCGAGAGAUGUGAAAGUUACUUUGAAAAGUUUCACAUUUACCAAUCUCGUUGAAGUAUUGCAAAAUAAAUCAAAAAAUCGUAAAUCAAACGAACCGCAGCUACUGAGAGUCGAUCGUGAUUUAACUGAUAACGAGCCUCAAGAAACUAUUUUCAAUUGGACUGAUCUAAAUAAUGGCAAAAAUGUCAAUUUAGAAGACACCAUCAAUGAAUUAUUUUCAGAGGACGACGAUGUUCACUGGUUCGUUCUUCUUUUGGCUGGAAAUUCCACAAUAGCCGAAAUGAGAAAAGAAGAUUUUGUAAAAUACCUAAAAGUGAAUCUAGCAGCCAGAUUAUCAUUAGAAUACAAUGAUAUUAGAAUAAACGCUAUUUUAGUAGUUCCUCCAAAUCUAAUGGUAAAUGUUAGUUUACCAGCUAACGAAUCCCCUGUAAAUGUUAACGAAGAAGUAAAUGUAGAAGAGCAUCAAAAAAUCGGUUCCAUUCACGAAUUAGCAGAAACAAACGCUACUUUACUGGAACUAUCGGGACAAGAAUAUCACGUAGUGCAACUACUCUGCUUAAAAUCUCAACAAUCUGUACAGAACAGUUUGCCUCAAACAGCCAGAGUAAUAGAUAGGAAACACGACGACAUCGAAUUCUAUAUAUUCCUUAUCGUAGGAGCUAUUUGCAUGUUCGGAAUGAUAAGUCCUCUUUUGUACACGCUUUAUAAAUUAAUACAGAAACGUUUAACGACGUAUACUUUCAAGAUCCCAGAUGUAUUUCGUGAAAAAAUUAAACCACCUCCGCACGAAAAAAUCAACGAGUCGACUUGCGAAUCACUAAACGUGAUAUUUUCUGAAGAUUUCGAUCGGAAGUAUUCGUCAACGUCGUGGUUCGACAACACUCAACAUUCUAGUUCAAUAUUAAAACCUAGCAGCGAAGUUCCUCCGGCAUUUUUCGUUCCUAAAGACGAAAGUUUCACUGAUUUCUGUGACAUAACACGUAAUCCUAUUGAAAACAGUCCACGCUUGAGUAAAGAAAAUAAAUUAAAUAUGCUCGGUUGCCGUCCAUCCUGUGUACUCUUACCGCAUCAAGGUAGAUAUCAAAUUGAUACCGAAUACGAUCCAGAUAAAUAUUUCGAUAAUCCGAAUUACAGCCACGAUGCGCGAUGAAGAGUGGUUUUCAUAGAUUGUCUUCCAAAGCUAGGUUGUUAAGGAAAUAGAAGAAUUUUAUUAUUAGAAAAGAUUUCUCUAGUAAAUUGGUAUUUAACGCCAUUGUGUUUAAUGUUGUAGAAUAUUUUUUUUUUGUUCCGUUGUUAAUAAUUUUAAACUAAAAGUUUACAUUUUUUUGAUAAUAUUGUCUUUGUGUUUCUCAGUACCAAUCGUCCAAGACGAAUCGUCCGUUUUGCUUUAUUGUUAGUUUUGUAAUUAUUUUCAAAUGCAAAAGCCUUAGCAUGCGGCUAAGAUAUGAUUAAAUGGCGACAAAAUUAAUAAUAGUGUUAUAAUUCAUUAAAUUUAAAUUCUUCAUCUUUUUUAUAUAAAAAUUUAUUAUUACCUAUUAUUAUAUACCUAUGAUUUUUUUAAUGUGAAAUUUACGUAACGGAAUUGUAAUGGAUCGCAAUUGUUUUCAGGAUUGUCUGUAUGACGUAUUGAUUUUUGGAGUUCUAGAUUCAUAAGUUCAUUAUCUAUAUUCCAUUUUCUAUAAAUAUUAACAACGUUCGUAUUAAAAAAUCUAACAUAAUAGAAACAUCUGAUAGAGAUUUAAGUUGCAAAAAUAUGUAAUUUAUACGUCAUAUUGAAUAAAAAUAUUUUCAAAAAUAGUA